ACAUAAAAACUAUUGAAUCCUUUACCAUUUCCAAUGUCGUCGUUGCAACUUUUAACACUUGUUCUUCUCGUAUCAACUGUCGCUAUCCCCGUCGUGACUUGCAGACAAUGGUGCAUGGCGAUGCCUGGUACCUCAGAUGAGCAGUUACAAGCCAACAUUGAUUUUGGUUGCAGCAACGGCGUCGAUUGUACACCGAUCCAACCUGGUGGAACUUGCUAUGUCCCUAACACGUUAUUCGACCAUGCGUCGUAUGUCAUGAACGCUUAUUAUCAAAGCCAUGGGCGUAUCGAAGAUGCUUGUAGCCAGAAUGUUGACUGUACACCGAUCCAACCUGGUGGAACUUGCUAUGACCCUAACACGUUAUUAGACCAUGCGUCGUUUGCCAUGAACGCUUAUUAUCAAAGCCAUGGUCGUACGGAAGAUGCUUGUAGGUUUGAAGAAGAAAACAUCAAAACAUUGAGAUCCAUGUCGAGAGAGAGGAUCAAACGUGAAUUACCUCCCGUUCAAGAGCAUAUUGAUAAAUUGCGGAAAGUGGUAGAGGAAGGCAAUUACUAUGGAGCUUUGCAGAUGUAUAAAUCUAUCAGUGCAAGAUAUGUCACGGCUCAGAGAUUCUCUGAAGCUCUUGAUAUCCUCUUUUCAGGGGCUUGCAUUGAACUAGAACACGGCCUGGUGAAUUGUGGGGCGGACCUUGCUAUUUUGUUUGUCGAUACACUAGUUAAAGCCAAGUCUCCUUGCAACGAUGAGGCUCUUGAUCGUAUCAGGUUUAUUUUCAAAUUGUUUCCUCGGGUUCCUGUACCACCUCAUUUGGUAGAUGUGAGUGACGAUGAAGAUGUCCAAAAUCUUCAAGAAUCUCUUGGGGAAGCCAGGUCACGAGUAGAAAACUUGACAUCUUUCUUGAGAGCUGCUAUAAAAUGGUCUGCAGAGUUUGGAGGCCCACGUACUGGCUAUCCUGAGUUGCAUGCUAUGCUGGGUGAUUACCUCUACACCGAGUGUCCUGAACUUGAUAUGGUCCGGAUAUCCCGACAUUUUGUUAGAGCUGAGGACCCCGAGAAGUUUGCAUCUAUGCUGGUCAACUUUAUGGGAAGGUGUUAUCCCGGAGAAGAUGACCUCGCAAUUGCAAGAGCAGUUCUCAUGUACUUAUCUAUGGGUAACAUGAAAGAUGCAAACUUUAUGAUGGAUGAGAUUAAGAAACAAGCGGAGACAAAAAAUCCCGAGCUUUCAGAAUCAGACCUUAUCCAAUUUAUCUCAUAUCUUCUGGAAACGUUGCAGAGGGAUGCAUUGCCUCUCUUCAAUAUGUUAAGAGUAAAAUAUAAGUCAAGCAUAGAUAGAGAUCAGCUGCUUAACGAGUUACUGGACGAGAUUGCAGAGAGGUUUUACGGUGUGCAGCGUAAGAAUCCUUUGCAAGGAAUGUUUGGAGACAUCUUCAAGAUGAUGGGCUGAGGAAGGAGUUUUAAGAGGCAAGAAUACUCUCCCUUUUUUGUUUUCCUUUCUGAUUUGUAUUUGGCAAUGUACUAAUAAUGGAUAGCUCUGGAGAAAGCUCCAGUUCAUAAGUUAUUUCUCUUUUCCUUGAGUGGGUGAAAGAGUUUUGUUCUUUGUAACAUUUUACAUUUGUUUGUCUUUACUAUAUUACUUCAGGAUAUAUAAAAUUAAACUUCAAUUUACAUU
This is a messenger RNA of Arabidopsis arenosa, 1665 nucleotides long. NCBI's taxonomy places the organism in Eukaryota, Viridiplantae, Streptophyta, Magnoliopsida, Brassicales, Brassicaceae. The record is from the annotation of a GenBank genome assembly.